UCACUAUUCCCUACCAAUCAUCACUAUAAAUAAGUCCAUAACAAAACCUUUGGAACCUCACAAAUCAAUUAUUUCUAGAAUUAUUAUUAUCAAAGCAAUUAAUUAAAUGGCAUCACUAGUUUCAAGUUGGUCAUCAGAAGUGAAUUCAAUUCCAGAAAAAUAUGUUGUUCCAUUAGAAAAAAGAGUAAAUGCAGAUGUACCAAUUGGUAAACAUAUUCCAGUUAUUGAUUUAUCACAAUCUUCAACUCAAUCUAUUCAACAAAUCAUCAAAGCUUCUGCUAACUUUGGUCUCUUUCAGGUGAUCAACCAUGGAGUGUCAGAAACCCUAAUGGUUGAUGCAUUAUCAGUUUGCAAAGAGUUCUUUAAGUUGCCAAUUGAGGACAAAGCAAAAUUUGUUGAGAAAGAUGAGGGGUUAAGUGAUUUUGAACCAUCAAUUGACCAAAGGCCAAAGCUUUACAUUGAAAAAGAAUACGCACCAAACAAGAAUGGUUCAAACACUAAUAAUGUCAAGGACACUGUCUUUUGGAAAGACACUUUUGGACAUGGUUGUCAUCCUCUCACUCAAGAUGUCAUCAAUUCUUGGCCUGAAAAACCACAAAAAUAUAGAGAAGUGAUAGGUGAAUAUGCAUUGGAGCUAAGGAAAUUGAGCUUAAGGAUUUUGGACUUAAUGUGUGAAGGACUUGGGCUUGAAGUUGGGUAUUUGACCCAAGAACAUAGUCAAACUCAACUCAUGGUGACCCAUCACUACCCACAAUGUCCAGACCCAAACUCAACAAUAGGUAUAGGUGAACAUUGUGAUGGUGCACUUAUCAAUUUGGUCCAACAAGAACUAAGUGGAUUGCAUGUGAGAGACAAAGAUGGCAAAUGGUUUGGUGUUGAACCAAUUCCUGGUGCACUUGUCGUCAUCAAUGGUUUGAUCUUAAAGGUUGUCACAAAUGGAAAGCUAUCAUCUGGAGUGCAUAGAGUUGUGACAAAUUCAACAUCUGAUAGAACAUCAUUGGGCAGCUUAAUAAGUCCAAUUGAGUGCAUAAUUGAACCUGCAAAAUUACUUAUAAACGAGAACAAUCCACCAUUAUUCAAAUCAUUUUCAUAUACAGAAUAUUUGGGAUAUUAUUUUAGUGACACCACUGAAAUUGAAGCAGCAUUGAAACCAUAUAAGCUCUAGGAAAAGAGGGAAUCAAUAAUUUUAAUUAAGUUUUAUGUUAUAAUGUAUUGUUUGUUUGUUUGUACUAUUUUUAAUUUUCUACUAUGUUGUAUGGACUUCCCUAGUUUGAUCUUUGUUCAUGCUUGUCUGAAUUUUAAGUGAAUAAAUUGGUUGUGCCAGUCCAGAGGCGGAGCUAGGUGGGGGUUUGUGGUGAUUCAGACUAAUCCAGUAGCUUUUCCAUAGACCAUGUAUUUGUAUUAGAAAAUUAAAUAAAUAUCUAUGUAUUUUAACUUGUGAAUUCCUUAUAAAAUUGAUUGAAUAUGGUUCAGUG
Messenger RNA from Solanum verrucosum, 1475 nucleotides. Its product is annotated as hyoscyamine 6-dioxygenase-like. Bases 107 to 1165 code for a protein of 352 amino acids. NCBI's taxonomy places the organism in Eukaryota, Viridiplantae, Streptophyta, Magnoliopsida, Solanales, Solanaceae. The record is from RefSeq and is a predicted model, not a curated record. The transcript has 4 exons.